This is a messenger RNA of Dichotomopilus funicola, 3591 nucleotides long. RefSeq lists its product as uncharacterized. Gene Ontology annotation, molecular function: GTPase activator activity. The transcript is spliced from 4 exons. Bases 1 to 3591 code for a protein of 1196 amino acids. Lineage: Eukaryota; Fungi; Ascomycota; Sordariomycetes; Sordariales; Chaetomiaceae. The record is from RefSeq and is a predicted model, not a curated record. Gene Ontology annotation, biological process: signal transduction; regulation of small GTPase mediated signal transduction. Gene Ontology annotation, cellular component: cytoplasm.
AUGGCCGGAUACGAUUAUGGCGGUCCGGGUAGUGGCGGUGAUUGGGGCCAUGCUCUUGCGCCUGGCACUGAGAUUCCAUUCCGGACCGAUCAAGACCCGACAACCCUUACCCCGGGUCCGCCCCGGCACAAUGGCGGACCUGGCGGGAACCAGGGCGCCCGGCCACCCGGGUCGCCCUCGUUGAGCGCCGAGAAUACCGAUACCGAAUCGAGGCGGAGCGGAGAACGGAAUAGGUCACGGGCUCGAGGAUCAAGGUCCGCCAGCGGCCAAGUGCGCACAUGUAAGAAAUGCGGCGAGCCACUGACGGGGCAGUUCGUGCGAGCGCUGGAUGGGACGUUCCAUUUGGACUGCUUCAAAUGCAGGGACUGUGGUCAGAUUGUCGCCUCCAAGUUCUUCCCCGCCGACGACAAUAACGGCCUGGGGCAAUACCCUCUGUGCGAGACCGACUACUUCCGCCGACUCGGGUUACUAUGCCACCAAUGCGGCGGAGCACUGCGGGGGUCCUACAUCACAGCCCUUGAGCGCAAAUACCACGUCGACCACUUCACCUGCUCCCUAUGCCCCACCGUAUUUGGCGCCCAGGACAGCUACUACGAGCACGACGGCCAAGUGUACUGCCACUAUCACUACUCCACCCAGUUCGCACAACGCUGCAAUGGCUGCCAGGCCUCCAUUCUUAAGCAGUUCGUCGAGAUCUUCCGGAACGGCCAGAACCAGCACUGGCAUCCAGAGUGUUACAUGAUCCAUAAGUUCUGGAAUGUCCGCCUCAACCCACCACAGGAGGUGAUCAGUCCCACUCAGGACGACCGAGAGGGCCGUGAGCUGAUCCGGGAAGAGGAGGAACGGAUGGAGGAGAAGGUUUUCCGGAUAUGGAGCGUCUUGUCGACGUUUGAAGAGUCAUCCGCAGCUUGUAUUUCCGACAUGCUCUUGCAUGUCAGCAAUGGCGCGUACAUUGACGGUGUCAUGGUUGCUAAGAGGUUUAUCUUCCACGUCGACAUCCUCUUUCGCUCGGCCGACAGGCUGGAUUCCGCGAUGACGGGGCUCAACAUCGACAGUCUUGCGUAUGGUCGAGAAGCCAAACUUCUCUGCAAGAAGAUUGUUGCCUUUUUUUCCUUGCUCUCCAAGACCCAGGACGGGGGCGCGCGGAAACCCGGUGUCACUCAAGAUUUGUUGACUCUCGUUACCGGCCUCGCACACUACCUGAAGCUCCUCAUCCGGAUUUGCCUCCAAGGGGCGCUCCGGAUAGAAAAGGAACGCAAGAAUGCCGAUGGCCUAUACCGCUUCCUCGACGAUCUCAACGACCUCGAGACGCUCAAAACGGACGACAACUCGACCACGACGCUGCAACUAACAACAGGCAUGUCGAGGCUCUCCGCCCAUGACUCGGACCAAUGUGCUGCGUGCCGAAAGCCCAUCGAAGACGAGUGCGCCAAGAUAGACGAUAACCGGUGGCACCUUGCGUGCAUCGGCUGCACUCGAUGCGGCAAGGAUCUGGGGCGAAACCUCCAAGAGGCACGGCUGAGCCCAUAUGAUGCAAAGAUCUUUUGCAGCUCCUGCGAGCCGAGCUCUCCCACCACUGCGCCGCCAUUUGAACACGUCACCAAACUACAGCAAUAUGUCUUUCUGCUCCAGGUGGCCCUGGCUCGACUCCUGGAGAUUCUCCGCGUCAACGGCUCGAUUCCGUCCUACGCCGAAAACUCGAAUGGAGAGGGCGCAGAAGGUCAGGGUUCAUACGGUGGUAACCAGUACCCAAGACACCACCGAGAGUCGUCCUACGAGAGCGCUCUCAAUGAUGUCAAGAGGCUGAAGAGCACCCGCCUGGACAAGCACCUGUCAUCGAGCUUUAGGAAAGCUCGCACCUCCCGGAUCCUGGAUGGGCCCGAGAGCAGCAGCGUACGGCCGGGGUCAGCCGGAGGCGGCGCUGGGGACGGCGGCUUUAACAAGGGCUUCCAGAUCGUCGAGGAACGGGGCCCGAUCGAUGAAGAGGACAUCAUGUUGCCCAACCAGGAUGCGAUCACGCUCGACGACAUUCCCAAGAUUAUCGCUGCCGAGCAGGCGAGAGAGCAGCGAUACCCCCCACCACGACAGGAGCUUUUGCGUUCCCCCGCUACCGAUCCCCAGUUCGGGGCUAACGAACCCGCCGGAGGUAAUAAUGUCCAUCAACGCAGCCUCUCAGACGGGAAAGGGGCUGGGACUCGCGGGCUGGGUGAACCACCUGCGCUACGCGGCCGGCGGUACUUCUCUGAGCUUUCUGGGCUGGAGUACUUUAUUGUGAGGCAUCUUGCUGUUCUCACGAUGCACCCCAUGGUGGAGUCUGAAUUCACGCUGGAGGAGCUUCUCGGGUUCAUCGAGAGCAAGAAGCCCGCGACAUUCUGGAAGAACAUCGGCAAGGCGUUCAAGAACGACGGCCGAAAGAACGUGAAGAAGAAGGGCGUUUUUGGCGUUCCCCUGGAGGUUAUCAUCGAGCGAGAUGGGGCAGAGUCCACGGACGGUGUCGGGCCUGGCACGCUGCGAAUUCCCGCUGUCGUGGACGAUAUUAUCUCGUCCAUGAAGCAGAUGGAUCUCUCUGUCGAGGGUGUGUUCCGCAAGAACGGAAACAUCAAGAAGCUCAACGAGAUGGUAGAAAAGCUUGACAAGGAAGAAGAAGUCGACUUCAGCUCCGCCCAUGUCAUCCAGGUCGCUGCCCUCUUGAAGCGCUACCUGCGUGACCUACCAGAUCCGCUGAUGACCCACAAACUCUACCGUCUCUGGCUGGCGGCCGCAAAGAUACAAGACGAGCAGAAGAUGAGGUACUGUCUUCAUCUGACGUGUUGCCUGCUGCCGAAGCCGAAUCGGGAUUGCCUAGAAAUCCUAUUCUGCUUCGUCAAAUGGGUCGGAUCAUUUCAUCAGGUCGAUGACGAGUCCGGGUCCAAGAUGGACGUCAAGAACUUGGCGACCGUCAUUGCCCCCAAUGUUCUCUUUGAUAGGAACAAAACGCUGGGGCUUGAUAGCGAUCCAAUGUUUGCGAUCGAAGCGGUUGAGAUGUUGAUCGCGAACAUUGGGGAACUGUGUUUGGUCCCCGAUGAACUCGUCGACCUUCUCAACGACCAAGGCCUAUUCAAUGCCACCGGUGACCUAACCACCAAGGAAAUCCUCAAGAAAUUCUCCGACCGGACCGCCACAGGCCUCGGGCCCCGACAAUACGCCGAAGUCACCGAGAUCGUCGGCCGCCACGAGAUCCCCAGCCGACCGCCGCCCAGACGAAUCGAAACCGACCCAUCUCAAUGGCAACAGGAAAGCAGCGUCCGACCCAUCCAAGACCCGUCAGUAAGCUACGGUGGACCUUCCCACACCGGCACGCCACCACCAAACCGUGGGGGGCCCUACGACGCCCCGCCAUCUCAGCAGUCUCCUUACGGGCAAUUUGACCGCCAGGCAGCAGCGACCCCCGACAAUGCCGGUGCCGGUCGUGGCCAGCCACAAGGACCGCAAUCCCAAUCUCAGCAGCAGCAACAGCAGCAACAGCAGCAACAGCAGCAACAGCAGCGGGGAGACUGGCGGAAUUCGGGAUGGGGCAGGCAGAACAGUGGACUGACAACCGGCACUGUCUAG